ACGGGUAUAAUCGGUUCUGUGCCCGAUUGCGAGCCGAACCUCCGGUGGGACUGCCCAUGAACGGUACCAUGGCCGAUCACCGGAUAACGCUGGGGCCACUGGUUGCUGCUAUCGACCAGGGGACUAGCUCCACUCGGUUUUUGGUGUUUAAUGCCAAAACGGCAGAGCUGCUCAGCCAUCAUCAAGUGGAAAUCAAACAGAGCUUCCCCAAGGAAGGAUGGGUGGAGGAAGAUCCCAAAGAGAUUCUGCAGUCGGUGUACGAGUGCAUGGAGCGGACGUGUGAAAAACUAACGCAGCUUAACAUCGACAUUUCAAACAUUAAAGCUAUUGGAGUGACCAACCAAAGGGAGACCACCCUUGUUUGGGACAAAGAGACGGGGGAGCCGCUCUACAACGCCAUCGUGUGGCUGGACCUACGGACUCAGUCAACCGUGGAGCGGCUCAUUAAUAAAACUCCAGGAAGGAAUAAGAAUCAUUUAAGGCAUAAAACAGGGCUCCCGAUCAGCACUUACUUCAGCGCGGUGAAACUUCGCUGGCUGAUGGAUAACAUCAGCGAGGUCCACGAAGCCGUCGUGUCCCAUCGCGCCAUGUUCGGCACCGUUGACUCCUGGCUCAUUUGGUGUUUGACUGGAGGCAAGUCAGGUGGAGUCCACUGCACUGACGUGACCAACGCCAGCAGAACCAUGCUGUUUAACAUCCACACAAUGGACUGGGACCCAGAGCUUUGCAAAUAUUUUGGGAUUCCCAUGGAGAUUUUGCCCAGAGUGAGGAGUUCAUCAGAAAUAUACGGCCUCAUGAAAAUAUGUUCUAGCCGGAAAUCUGGAGCUUUGUCGGGUAUUCCCAUUUCAGGGUGCCUCGGAGAUCAGUCGGCAGCGCUUGUUGGGCAGAUGUGUUUUCAAGACGGACAAGCUAAAAACACGUACGGCACCGGCUGCUUCCUCUUGCGAAACACCGGCUCUAAGCCUGUGAUGUCUGAUCACGGUCUGUUGACCACUGUGGCCUACAAGCUCGGUCGAGACAAACCUGCCUGUUACGCUCUGGAGGGAUCAGUGGCCAUCGCAGGAGCUGUGGUCCGUUGGCUGCAGGACAAUCUCGGGAUCAUCGGGUCUUCAGACGAGCUCGAGAAGUUGGCUGCAUCAGUCGGCACGUCCUACGGUUGUUACUUUGUUCCUGCAUUUUCGGGUCUUUACGCACCGUACUGGGAGCCGAGCGCACGAGGGAUCAUCUGUGGAUUAACUCAGUUUACCAAUAAGAGUCAUCUGGCGUUUGCUGCUCUGGAAGCCGUCUGUUUUCAAACACGAGAGAUCCUCGACGCCAUGAAUCAGGACAGUGGCAUCCCUCUAACUCAGCUGCAGGUGGACGGAGGAAUGACAUCCAACAGGCUGCUGAUGCAGCUGCAGGCCGACAUCCUCUGCAUCCCUGUUGUGAAGCCAUCCAUGCCUGAGACGACAGCUCUGGGUGCAGCGAUGGCGGCUGGAGCAGCAGAGGGGGUGAGAGUGUGGAGCCUGAACCCCGAGGACCUGAGCGAAGUCACGUCAGAGAAGUUUGAGCCUCAGAUCAACCCAGAAGAGAGCGAGUUUCGGUACGCACGUUGGAAAAAGGCGGUGGAGAAAUCCAAGAACUGGGAGACAACACAGCCUGUAGCAAAUGGAAACGGUGAAACGAGCAUUUUCUGCAGUGUCCCCCUGGGAUUUUACAUCAUGGGCAGCAUGUUGAUGCUAAUUUGUGCAAAAUACAUCACAGGUAACGACUAGCUUCAGACACCUGGAGGGAAGCAAGGGGGAAAAUUCACUCUCCGUGCCGGACCGACACUCGUGUUCUCGCCGCACUCUUUCUACAACAACCAUUCCAGAAGGAUGAAGAAACAAGCUUUUAGCGCACUGAACGGGACAAUCUUUUAGUUUUAUUUAAAGUUUUGUUUGUAGAUUACAUUGGCAUGCCAGAGAUUAUUUUAACAGGAUUGUAAAUGCACUAUUUUCCUUUUUUUUUUUACGGAGUAGAUUUGAAUUUUAAGCUUAUUUAUGUAGGAACUAUAUUGUCGGACGCAGUUUAAUUGUCGUUUUGUGUCACGUCACUGUUCAUCCGGACCGGUUCUUCAGAAGUCAUCCUGCACGUUUGGCUGUUGAAGACCAGCCAACGUGAGCUAGAGGCAUUUCUUUUCGAGCACUUUAUGUUUUUGGUUUUGUUUCGUUGGUGCCAACAGGUUCGUGACGGCGAGGCAGCCUGUCCUGACAUGAGAACCAGGAGGAAGGACUUUGAUCAACAGAAGCUCCGCAUGCUUGAAGUUUUGACAACAGAAAUAUACAAUUGUAAGAAAGAGAGAGUCCACCCCCCUUUAAGUUCAGAGGAUUUGAUAUAAUAAAACACAAUAAAAAGGGUGGGACAGUUG
Nematolebias whitei (Rio pearlfish) is the source of this 2389-nucleotide messenger RNA. RefSeq names its product glycerol kinase (gene gk). NCBI's taxonomy places the organism in Eukaryota, Metazoa, Chordata, Actinopteri, Cyprinodontiformes, Rivulidae. Gene Ontology annotation, cellular component: mitochondrion. The coding region runs from base 57 to 1754 and encodes 565 amino acids. The transcript has 21 exons. Gene Ontology annotation, molecular function: glycerol kinase activity. The record is from RefSeq and is a predicted model, not a curated record. Gene Ontology annotation, biological process: triglyceride metabolic process; glycerol-3-phosphate biosynthetic process; glycerol metabolic process.